AUGCGGUGGCAGGAGGAGGAGAAAAAAAGAGAGUGGGUGCAAAACUGCGGGAAGGAAUUGUUUCGUUUUUGCCUCCAAGCUUAUCCUUUUCUUCAUUUAAUCAGUUUAGGCUUCCUCGUGGUUUCACGCACAUUUUCUUUCUUUCUCUUUCUCUCUCUCUCUCUCUCUCUCUCUCUUAUUUUAUUUUCUCCUAACCUUUCCCUCUCUAUCUCUUUUAUUCUCUCUCAACCUUACCCUCUCUUUUUUCUUUGCCUCUCUCUCUCUUUGUCUCAGUUUCUACCUACUCUAUCUAUCAAUCUAUCUAUGUCAGUCUUUCCUGUGUCUGUCUGUCUUUUUAUCUAUCUAUCUAUCUAUCUAUCUAUAUAUAUAUAUAUAUAUAUAUAUAUAUAUAUCUCAAUCUUUCCUGGGUCUAUCUAUCUAUCUAUCUAUCUAUCUAUCUAUCUAUCUAUCUAUCUAUCUAUCUAUCUAUCUCAGUCUUUAUCUAUCUAUGUCAGACUUUAUCUAUCUAUCUAUCUAUCUAUCUCAGUCUUUAUCUAUCUAUGUCAGACUCUAUCUAUCUAUCUAUCUAUCUAUCUCUGUCUGUCUUUUCACAUUCAUUUCUCCCCUAAACAGAAGUUUUCACUAUUCCAUCAACUCACCCUCUUUUUCUCUCUCACACACACACACGUUUUAUUUUCUCUCUCUCUCUCUCUCUCUCUCUUACUUUUUCCUUUUUCUCUCACUAUCUCUUCACUUUUCUUUCACGUUCGCUUCUCUCUCCUUCUCUCUCACACAUACAUGUUUUCUCUUUCUGGAACUCCCACAUUUCUUACCCUCACAUCCACACUAACUUGUUUCUCGCUCUCUUUCUCUAACCACCCUUUCAUUCUUCUCUUCACUUUUUUCUACUUUUGUUUUUUUUCCUUUUUCACACACGCUCUCUCUCUCUCUCUCUUUCUCUCUCUCUCUUUCUCUCUCGCAUUCACUUUCUCUUGCUUUUUCCGUUAUGUCUCACUCUCAAUUCACUCUCACUUCUCCCUCACAAUCGCUUUUAUCUCUUUCUCUAUCAAUCUCUCGCCCCCAAUAGCGUAUUUCCCCUCUCGUUUCAACAUAAAAAUCUCUCUCCCCCCUCUCUCUUUCUCUCGCUCUUUUUCUCUCCCUCUCUUUCUCUUUCGCAUUCACUUUCUCUUGCUUUUUCCGUUAUCUCUCACUCUCAAUUCACUCUCACUUCUCCUCACAAUCUUUUUAUCUCUUUCUCUAUCAAUCUCUCGCCCCCAAUAG
This is a messenger RNA of Acanthosepion pharaonis, 1260 nucleotides long. The record is from the annotation of a GenBank genome assembly. NCBI's taxonomy places the organism in Eukaryota, Metazoa, Mollusca, Cephalopoda, Sepiida, Sepiidae.